Molecule: messenger RNA, 2255 nt
Organism: Vollenhovia emeryi
Lineage: Eukaryota; Metazoa; Arthropoda; Insecta; Hymenoptera; Formicidae
Gene: noi
Product: splicing factor 3A subunit 3
Exons: 2
Coding region: 111-1613 (500 amino acids)
Biological process (GO): mRNA splicing, via spliceosome
Cellular component (GO): spliceosomal complex; nucleus
Molecular function (GO): RNA binding; zinc ion binding
Source: RefSeq, a predicted model, not a curated record
GUUCCGACUUCCGUUCUAGUUUAGGCUCUAGUAGCUUGGUGAAGGUCCAUUUUGAUUUGGUUGACGUGCUCUAGUCGUUGGAUCAAAGUGAACAGAAUUUACGGCCAGAGAUGGAAACGAUAUUGGAGCAGCAACGACGGUAUCACGAGGAAAGGGAGCGGUUGAUGGACGCGAUGGUGAAGGAGAUGUUGCACAAGAAGGCGGGACAUCGCGAGAACAUCAACUCGGAGCAUCGCUUGAAAAUGCUACUGGACCAGUUCAUGGACAGUACAAUGCAUCUGCAGGACUUGUACGAGGACAAGGACGGGCAGAGAAAGGAGGAGGUUCAAGCGCUCUCUGGCCCGAACGAAUUCUCCGAAUUUUACUCGCGCUUGAAGUCCAUAAAGGAAUUCUAUCGGCGGCAUCCUAACGAGAUCAGCGUGCCCAUGUCCGUCGAAUUCGAGGAGCUGGCCAAGAUGAGAGAGAACCCAACCGAGGAGCUGUCCAAUCUCGUCGAGUUCACGGACGAGGAAGGUUACGGCAAGUACCUUGAUCUACACGAGUGUUAUCAGAAGUACAUCAACCUUAAGGGCAUCGAAAAGAUCGAUUAUAUAACCUAUCUGUCGACUUUCGACCACCUAUUCGACAUUCCUAGAGAGAGAAAGAACGCAGAGUAUCAGAGGUACGUCGAGUCCCUUUUAGGGUACCUGACAGAGUAUCUGAACAGAAUAAGGCCUCUGCUCGACAUAAGCACAGAGAUUGAGGACGCCAACAAGGAUUUUCUGGCUCAGUGGGAGAAGAACACUUUUCCAGGCUGGCCUAAGGAAACUGGUAGCGCUCUGACUCACGUAGGCGCGCACUUGGAGCUGUCCGCGUUCUCGUCGUGGGAGGAGUUGGCGUCUCUCGGAUUGGACAGAUUAAAGUCGGCUUUGAUGGCGUUAGGGCUCAAGUGCGGAGGUACGCUCGAGGAACGGGCGCAGAGACUUUUCAGUACAAAGGGCGAAGCCUCCCUGGAUCCCAGUUUAUUAGCCAAGAAUCGAAAGGGCAAGUCGGCUAAGAACAAAGAUUCCGAGAAACAGAAGGAGAUUGCGCGACUCGAGGCCCACGUGUACAAGCUUGCUGAACUAGUGUCCAGCCAACGAGUGGCCACCAAGGAAAACGUGCAAAGGAAACAAGCGAGAACCGAAGGCGAGAGGGGAGAUUCCGACGCGGAAGCAAGUGCGAGCGAAUCGGAAGAGGAGGACGAUAACGAGGUGCCCUACAACCCGAAGAAUUUACCUCUGGGCUGGGACGGAAAGCCCAUACCCUACUGGCUGUACAAGCUGCACGGUUUAAAUAUCAGUUACAACUGCGAGAUUUGUGGUAACUUCACUUACAAAGGCCCGAAGGCAUUCCAGAGGCACUUUGCGGAGUGGAGACACGCGCACGGCAUGCGUUGUCUUGGCAUUCCGAACACAGCGCACUUUGCGAAUGUCACUCAAAUUGAAGACGCCCUUGCGCUGUGGGAGAAGCUCAAGGCUCAGAAACAGGCCGAACGUUGGCAGCCGGAACAGGAAGAAGAAUUCGAGGAUUCGCUUGGCAAUGUAGUCAAUCGUAAAACAUAUGAAGAUCUCAAGAGACAAGGUCUACUCUAAAUUGUACAUCUCAGUCGCAUUUUACUGUGUACACUUUAAUUAUCAUAUAUAUCGCUCUUUUUUUUUAUAAUUCCAUUUGUCUAUUAAAGCGUUUUCACCAGUGAAAUGAUUUCCCAUCCAAUUGUCUUGAAAUUUGUUAAAUUACUUUAGUACCUUGGUAUACAGCCAAAGAGCAAUAUUAUUUACAUGCAUAUGCUUGUAUAUGCAUAGAGAGAAAUUUUAUUUCAGACGAUCAUUUCUGAGGUUAUUUUGAAUAAAAAGAGAUGUAAAUAAAAAUAAGAUUUUUAUAGAUUUAAAGUCAUUUAAGAUUAAAAAGCUAUUCCCCUGAACAGUCAAAGUGGAAUUCAUAUUUGUUUAGAUAUAAGAUUAUUUAUUUUAUAAAAAAUAAAAAUGUAAAAAUUCUCAGAAAUGAUGUACAUUUCCGCUUUUCAGUACAUCCAUCACAUAUACGAGCCACAUUUCUGUUUUGGACUAGAGUGCUUUCGAUUUAUCUACGUCCAAACUUUAAAAUAUAGUAAUAUAUCUUAUCGAUUCCAUUAGAUGAAUUGUGUUUAAAUUGGUUUAAGUACGUUUAAGAGAUACCUAACGUUAUAUCCAAGCGUUCUGCUUGCAUUCAAUAAAAGUACAUUUUCAAGUCCAUGA